AUAUUAUUUUCUCUGUUAAAAUAAAUAUAUAUUAAAAAUGAGUGGGCCGGCAGCAAAAAAGCAAAAGUUUUCCCAUUUCAAGCAAAAAAAUUAUUUCAAAAGUAAUAAGCGUCAGUUCCUAGAAGUGGGUCAACGCGGUUUCCUGGCCACCUGUAACUUCCGUGAAAAGGACUGUGUACGAGAAGCAUAUAACGUACUGAACCACUAUGCCGAUGAAUUAUAUGGCCCAAAGGAUAAAGAUGUCAUCACGUCUACCCUGGAUAAAGAACCAGAGUCCGAAGAUGUGGGUGAUAUAACAGAUGAUUUACAGAAAGAAAUCGAUGCUACAAAGUCGACGAAGGAGAAUAAAAAUACCGUCAAACAACGUUUCCAAGUGGUGGAUACAGGCGCAACCAAUUGCGUCUUCAUUCGUACUACAUUACCAGAUCCAGUGGAACUGGGAACACGGAUUAUCAGCGAUGUUGCGAAAACCCGUGAGCAGAAAUCACGCUUCUUACUGCGCCUAGUACCCGUUGAAGUGGUAUGUCGUGCCAAUUUAACAGAUAUCAAUAGCGCCGGUGGUGUACUUUUUGACAAAUAUUUUCUGAAAGAAGGCACUACCUUUGCGAUUAUUUUCAACAAGCGCUAUAACAAUGAUCUCAAACGUGACGAUGUUAUUCAUGAUCUAGCUGCGCUGGUUCAAUCAAAGAAUAUAAAAAAUCGUGUGGAUCUCAAAAAUGCUGCAAAAACUAUAGUUGUAGAGGUGAUUAAGGGGUUAUGCUGUUUAUCCGUGCUGGAUAGUUAUUUGAAAUACAAGAAAUAUAAUUUGGUGGAGUUGGCAAAUAGCAAAGAUGGAGACCUAAAUGAAGAGAAAGACGAAAAACAAAAUGAAGCAGAUUCCGUGGAACUUUCUAAAGACAAAGGCUCGCAAUUGACGGAAGCUUCUAAAAAUGAUGAUAAACAAGUUGACAACAAAAGUGAACAAACCGUUAACGAUGAUGAAAUUCAAAAGGAUGUGCCGACAACUGAAGAAUGACAGAAAAUUUCUUACUGAUUUGUAGCGAUGUAUCAUUAAAGAUAAUUAAACUGAAUUUUA
Messenger RNA from Bactrocera tryoni, 1075 nucleotides. Its product is annotated as THUMP domain-containing protein 1 homolog. The record is from RefSeq and is a predicted model, not a curated record. Gene Ontology annotation, biological process: tRNA modification. The coding region runs from base 38 to 1015 and encodes 325 amino acids. The transcript has a single exon. Gene Ontology annotation, molecular function: RNA binding. Lineage: Eukaryota; Metazoa; Arthropoda; Insecta; Diptera; Tephritidae.